Molecule: messenger RNA, 510 nt
Organism: Aspergillus mulundensis
Lineage: Eukaryota; Fungi; Ascomycota; Eurotiomycetes; Eurotiales; Aspergillaceae
Product: acyl-CoA thioesterase
Exons: 2
Coding region: 1-510 (169 amino acids)
Cellular component (GO): mitochondrion
Molecular function (GO): fatty acyl-CoA hydrolase activity
Source: RefSeq, a predicted model, not a curated record
AUGCCCAACGAAACCCCCCUCAAGCGCCGCCGCACCCGCUCCGACUACAUCUUCCACCAGACCUACCGCACACGAUGGCACGACAACGACAUGUACGCGCACCUCAACAACACAAUCUACGCGCAACUCUUCGACUCCAUCAUAAACGCCUACCUGAUCUCUCACUGCGGAAUGGACCCCUUCAGCUACGGCUCCCCCACACCUCCAAAGAACGACAUAAACCCCUCCGGCCAGGUCGCGAUCAUGGUCAACUCCUACUGCGACUACUUCGCCUCCGUCUCGUACCCGGAUAUCCUGGAAUUAGGGCUGCGGGUGAAUAAGCUGGGUUCGACGAGCGUUACGUAUGAGGUGGGUGUUUUUAAGCAGGGUGAGGAGGAGGUCAAGGUUGUUGGGGGGUAUACGCAUGUUUGGUGUGAGAGGGGUGUUAUGAGGCCGGCGAAGGGCGGGAUGGAGAGAGGGAUUAGGGAGGCGUUGGGGAGAUUGCUUGUCAAUGAGACGAGUAAGAUUUGA